GAACGAUAUUUUCCACUUCAAUAUCUUGGCGCAUGAUUCCCGUCUACCGAUCAGCAUCAACUAUUAUGACUGCUUACUUCGUCUUUGUUUUCUUCUGCUGACACCUGCGCUUUGCAUUGCACGAACAUAAUUUGGCUGCUAUUACCGAAGCGGUCCUCAUCCUCAGCAUCUCCUCUGUGUUAUCGUAUUCCCUCCUCCCCCAGAAGACAGUGUAAAGUAUCUCGUUUUGUUGCGCACGCCUCAUGCAGUCGUUACAGGAAGACGCGAGACCCUUCACGAGGACGGAAGAGGUUCGUCUGCACCUCCUCCAGUACCGUGCGGAGCACAACGAGCCCCUGACGGAGGCCGAAGCCCUUGAACUGGCGCACUUGAAACGACGCUAUCACUCCUUCAUCGAGGAGGGCGAGCGCCGUCUCCGCGAGGGCGCCGUGCUGCCCCCACCGAAACCCAGCAGCGUUGCUUCCCCAACCAGUGAUGGCGAGCUGGAUGAUGCGGGGGUGACGGCCGCCUUCGCACGGGCCGGCCGGGCGGCGUACUUUUGGGGCUCCCUCGUGGCCACCGCGGUCCCCGGCUACGUUGGCCGCAUGGCGGGCGUUACGACAGACUUUCUGCAUUGGAACUGGGUCGCCGAUAAGGUGGUGCUGGGCGCCAUCCCGGUGGUGACGCAGGUCGGCAGCAGCGGCAACCAUCUUUUACAGCUGAAAGAGCAGCUCGAGCAGCGACACGAAACGCUAGGGCUAGUGGUCGCCUGCUUAGAGGAGGAGGAGCUGGACGGCUACGGCAUGAACGUGAUUCAAUUCGCGAAAGAGGCGGACUGGCGCAAGAACAUCAACGCAGAUGUCGAGUUUGUGCACCUACCGAUGACUGACACCACGGCGAGUACGCCGCUGCCGGCGGUGGCGAAGGCGGUGAUGAAGAUGGAGGAGUGCAUCAGGCAGCGGGGCCAAACCGUGUACGUGCACUGCAAGGCGGGUAAAGGUCGGAGCUGGAUGGUGGUGAUGUGCUACUUAACCACGUAUGGUGGCAUGGCGUUUGCGGAGGCGGCGGAGGUCAUUCAGGAGAAGCGGGUGCAGGUGAACCCCUCCGCGGUACAGAAGCAGUUUGCGGAGCAAUUCCCUUUCCGCUUUGCGCAGUGGAAGUCUCUCUAUGAUAAAUAG
This is a messenger RNA of Leptomonas pyrrhocoris, 1157 nucleotides long. RefSeq lists its product as hypothetical. The transcript has a single exon. The coding region runs from base 243 to 1157 and encodes 304 amino acids. Gene Ontology annotation, biological process: protein dephosphorylation. The record is from RefSeq and is a predicted model, not a curated record. Lineage: Eukaryota; Euglenozoa; Kinetoplastea; Trypanosomatida; Trypanosomatidae. Gene Ontology annotation, molecular function: phosphatidylinositol-4,5-bisphosphate 5-phosphatase activity; protein tyrosine/serine/threonine phosphatase activity.